Hypoxylon fragiforme is the source of this 1553-nucleotide messenger RNA. RefSeq lists its product as uncharacterized. Lineage: Eukaryota; Fungi; Ascomycota; Sordariomycetes; Xylariales; Hypoxylaceae. The transcript is spliced from 4 exons. Bases 470 to 1300 code for a protein of 276 amino acids. The record is from RefSeq and is a predicted model, not a curated record.
GCCCUCCUUCUUCUAAGGACUUGGCCUUGUCAUGAAUUUCACGGCGCAGGCCCUCUCGGCCGCUAUAAACCUCCCCGGGUCCUUGGCUUUCGGCACUAUACCAUACUAUACUAUGCCCUAAAAUGAUGGAAUCUUAUCAAUUAUAUCAAUUACAUCCAUAGAUGUCAUUCCUUUUCCCCUUGAGCCUAUAGAAGCGGGUAUUCGUUCCCCGACGGCGCCAGCCGUGGCGUACGGUAGAGUCGCUUGCCGCUUCCAGUUCUGAGAAUCAUCGCUUGGCACCAAGACCGGCCUGUUGAUAUAUUGUAUCUGCUUGUAUCUGUAUCUUAUAGGAGUAGAUUAAUUAACCAUUCCCGCCUCUGAUCGUUACUACAAUCAAACCUGUUACUGCUGGCUUCUUCACCUACAGGCACCUACAGGCACCUACAUACCUACCUAGCUACCUAGCUACCGUUAUCAAAAGCUCCAUAGAAUGGGUGGUCAAUUCUCACCGUACGAUCCCCUACGAUGCCCAAAUUAUGCCCAGUUCGCCGCGGGCUUCGAUAGGCCGCACUUCGAUGGCAUCUACUGGACUAUGUUCUUCCUUGUCAUAUUUACCCUAUUCAUAGCAUCAUGGCUAUUCCAAUCGACAAUGACGUACAAAGACCAUCCAGAAUACCGCGAAGACUUAUUCCGGAGGAAACUGAAGAGGAGCCUAAUAUGCUGCACGGGGUUGUUCUUAUUAGCCGCUGUAUUUCUCGUGAUGGAGGUCUUUGCACUUCUCGCGUUGCAAUUUUGCGAUGGAGAGGACCUCAUGUCGCUGUACUGGUCGACGUGGACGAUGCUUCAGCUCGGCUCGGAGAUAGCCAUCUUGGGCAUUGUGCUUGCGCUUUGGCAUCACUUGUGUGAUGUGCGACAUCCACAAUGGGCUCUUGCGUUAGGUACUCCCGUACUGGUCGUCGCUGGUAUCGGACAUCUAAUACACCUGGCAAUGAAAAUGUGUUUCAAGCGUGCCAAAGCCCAAAGGGAAUCCCGAAGGUUAUCGCAAAGCACGGCCACAGAUGGUCGUGAUUGUGGAAAAGAGGUUACUGGCACGAUUUCGUCCAACACCACAAUCAAACCAGAAGUCGAACAAGUUGACCAACGGUCCAGCGAUCCUGGUCUCCUCGAGGCCGGAAGGGCCGUGUACCUCACACUAGACGUGGGCGACGAUGAUCGCGUAAAGCGGUGGCCGUCCUUUGUCGGUAUGACAGAUGGCAGAGCCAUCGUGCAGAUGAAUGUCUACACCGAUGGUGGUAUGCCCAAGGGCAAACGUGAGAUUUAGACAAAAUAAGUGGCGUCUACACAACACAACACUGCAGUACACUACACUACACUACACUAUGCACUGCACUUUACUACUAUAUACACGAAUGGCGCUUGGGAUAACUAUCUACUAUUUACCUAAUUAGAUAGGUGGGUAGGUGGUUAUCUUACGAGGGUUUCAGCCCUCUGGUCUAGAACAUAUAAACGCGGAGGAUUGGAUAGGAUAGGGCUUGGAUGGGAUAUACACAGUACACGCGGGCUUCGGAAAAAGA